CCCCUCCCGCGCCUGCGCAGUGCCGGCGGCAGCGAUGGCGGCCGGGGGCGCGAGGCCCGGUGUGGUGCUGGGCGCCAUGGAGCUGGGGCGGCGGGCGGCGCCUGAGGCGAGCGCGGCGCUGCUGGGAGCCUUCGUGCGGCGGGGCCACCGCCUGCUGGACACCGCGCACAUGUACGCGGGCGGCGAGUCCGAGCGCAUCCUGGGCUCGCUGCUGGCCUCCGGCGAGCACUCGGUGGAAGUCGCCACCAAGGCCAAUCCCUGGGACGGGAAGACGUUGAGGCCCGAGAGCGUGCGGUCACAGCUGGACGAGUCCCUGCAGAGGCUGAAAAGGACGAGCGUGGAGCUCUUCUACCUCCACGCCCCCGACCAUGGCACCCCGGUGGAGGAGACGCUGCGUGCCUGCAACGAGCUGCACAAAGAAGGAAAGUUUAAAGAACUCGGACUAUCAAACUACGCAGCAUGGGAGGUCGCAGAAAUCUGCACCAUCUGCAAAUACAACAACUGGCUGAUGCCAACUGUGUACCAGGGCAUGUACAACGCAACCACUCGCCAGGUGGAAGCUGAGCUGUUCCCUUGCCUGAGAUACUACGGGCUGCGCUUCUACGCCUACAACCCCCUGGCUGGAGGGCUGCUGACUGGAAAGUACAAGUAUGAGGAUAAAGACACGCGCCAACCCAUUGGAAGAUUUUUUGGGAAUGACUGGGCUCAAGCCUACAGGGACAGGUACUGGAAGAAGCACAAUUUUGAAGGAAUUGCCCUAGUAGAAAAAGCUCUGAAAGAUGCUUAUGGUUCCAACCCACCGAGCCUCACCUCUGCUGCUUUGCGUUGGCUGUACAAUCACUCCAAACUGCAGGGUUCUUUGGGAGACGCCGUUAUCAUCGGGAUGUCCAACUUGGAGCAGCUAGAGCAGAACCUCGACUACAGCGAAGAGGGGCCCCUGCUCCUGCCUGUCGUGGAGGCCUUUGACAAAGCCUGGAGCCUGACCGCGCACAACUGCCCCAACUACUUCCGCUAGACUGGGGUAGGGAAAAGAAAGUUGGUGCCACGAGCGGCUCAGCAGGAGUGUGGAAGCACAAGAGGUACUUGCCUAUGCUGCCCCUCUGAGUGAGGGGGCAGGCUGUGAUUUUUCCUGUAGUAAUGAAGCUUUGUAGGAUUCAUGUUCCUGUGCCUGCACUACUCCUUCAGCACUCGGUGCGUUGGGCCAUGCUUGGUACUUUCUCCCCUCAUAGAACUUUGCCUUUACACAGCACGUGCUGUAAUUGAAAGAUGCAGUUAAUAGAAAAUAAAGUACAUAACUGGGUGAAGGUUCUCGUACUGCUUUCAGUUAAUAAGGAGUCUUAAAUAAUUAUGUAAGAGAAUAAAGCGUUUUCCUAAUCCA
Molecule: messenger RNA, 1378 nt
Organism: Oxyura jamaicensis (ruddy duck)
Lineage: Eukaryota; Metazoa; Chordata; Aves; Anseriformes; Anatidae
Gene: AKR7A2
Product: aldo-keto reductase family 7 member A2
Exons: 7
Coding region: 35-1015 (326 amino acids)
Molecular function (GO): oxidoreductase activity
Source: RefSeq, a predicted model, not a curated record